UGUAGACAAAAGACAUGAUACAUUUACAAACUGAAUGUUAAACCGCUCAUGCAGAGGCUCUAGUAUCAGGCAGAAGAAGUUUAUUAACACAGAUGCGAUGGAUGAGAGGAUAAACACAAUUCACAUUAGUAACAGAUGAUUACAGACAGAUGAACAGCUCAUAGUAACUGAACUGUUUCCAGACACUGUUGAGUGAAUGGCUUCUCAGAAACCCAUCCAUAGAAUGAGUGAGACCAUUUGUGUGAAUUGUUCUUAUCUAUAAACUACUUACUGCUACACCUGCUCACUCUGCUUCUUUAGCAAGGCCUCGAAAGAUUUACAGCACCGGACAUCAUGAGGUCGCCCUAUUAUCCUGCCAGGUCCGUGCUCUUCCACCAGGAGCCCAAUGGAGUGACCUACAGAGUCCCAGCGCUGCUCUACCUGUCCCGCUCCAAAUCCUUCCUGGCUUUCUGUGAGGAGAGACUCAGCCCGUCCGACUCCCAGGCUCAUCUGCUGGUCAUGAGAAAAGGCACUUUCUACAGGAGCUAUGUGGAGUGGGAGGACAUGCGCGUCCUGGGCUCCGCCUUCCUGCCCGGCCACCGCUCCAUGAACCCCUGCCCGGUGUACGACGACUUCACUGGGACGCUCUUCCUGUUCUUCAUCGCGGUGCUGGGCCACACGUCGGAGUCGUACCAGCUGGUGACGGGGAAGAACGUCACCAGGCUCUGCUACGUCUGCAGCACCGACGGCGGCGACACCUGGAGUCCAGUCACCGACCUCACCAAGAGAGUCAUAGGAGACACCAUUGAAGAAUGGGCCACCUUCGCUCUGGGCCCCGGCCACGGCCUCCAGCUCAAGUCCGGCCGCCUGCUGGUUCCGGCCUACGCCUACCACAUCGAGUGCAAAGAGUGCUUCGGCCAGCUGUGUCAGACCACCCCCCGCGCCUUCUGCUUCCACAGUGACACCCACGGCCGGACCUGGCGCUUCGGUCAGGCGGUGCCGGGGCCGGAGAGCGUGGAGUGUCAGAUGGUGUCGGUGGACGAGGAGGACGGCACCAACGUGCUGUACUGCAACGCGCGCAGCCCGCUGGGCUACAGGGUGCAGGCGCUGAGCCUGGACGACGGGGCCGUGUUUCAGGAGGGGCAGCUGGUGCUGAGGCUGGUGGAGCCCCGGAACGGUUGCCACGGCAGCACCGUUGGAUUCCCUGCGCCGUUACACCUGGUACGGAAGCUUAACCAGCCAUCGCACCGCUCCAGACACUGGACGUCCUGCUCAAAUCACAGCGUCACUCCGGUUCCCUCCAGCUCCGCGUCACCCAGUGACGCCUCCUCCCCAGACUUCCUCACCCCGACCUGGGUGGUUUACUCCCACCCCACGUGGCCCACUGCGCGCAAGGAUCUGGGCGUGUUCCUCAGCCUGUUUCCGCGCGACCCCGACAGCUGGCGCGGCCCCUGGGUGAUCCACGAGGGCCCCAGCGCCUACUCGGACCUGGCCUACCUGGAGCUCGCACCCUCGCCCGGAGCGGCGCCCGCCGUGGCCUUCGCCUGCCUGUUCGAGUGCGGCGCGAAAACGGCCUACGACGAAAUCUGCUUCAGCAUCUUCACCCUGUACGAGCUCAUCGAUAAUCUGCCCCGGAGCGCUCAGCUGGGCGCCAAACAGGCGGCUCAGGCGAAGAAGAGCAGAAAGCAGAGAAAGAUGACUGACAUGUGCUCCGUGUCUUAAGUAUAGUUUUUAGAGGGUUGUAAUACAGAUAUCAAGGAUAACUUAAAGCAUAUUAACAAUGACAUCAUAUGAAAAAACAGCCCAUCAUUGAAUAUCACCAUGUAUUAGAAAAUAUUGUUCACAUUGUAAUUAGACUUGUUCAUUCUGGGUUAUUUAGUGGAUUUAUUCCACUAUCACUCUGCUUCUUCUGGGCCAUGUGACCCAGACACUGACAACCACAGGAGACGUACUGUACAAAACCAGUCGUCACUAGUUGACAUAUUCACAUCAGGAAACAGCGAGAAGAAGAACCAUUUGCACUGAGGACGUUUGUGUUGAGGCGCAAACCACUUACUAGGCUUUUUAUUGUAAUGUUGCUCACUGUAACACUUUCUUAUCGCAAAAAAAUAUUAGUUUAUGACAUUUGUUAGGAUCCAGUGUUUGUAAACAGAAUAUGAACGUUUUCCUCAGAAUAAAAUAAUGUUCACAAUUUGCUUUUGUUUUCUUUUUGUUUUUCAACUGAUUAACAAGCAGAAUAAAAUCUUCUUCCACUUAAUAAAUCUUAAUAGAAAUAUUAGGACAGUACUUCCUGUGGAAAUAUUUAGCUGCUUUGCUAAUGAUGCUACUUUACUCUGAAGCAUCAAGCAAACAUAGACUCCACUGUGACUAUUAGCAACACGUUCCAUUCAGU
Molecule: messenger RNA, 2371 nt
Organism: Betta splendens (Siamese fighting fish)
Lineage: Eukaryota; Metazoa; Chordata; Actinopteri; Anabantiformes; Osphronemidae
Gene: neu4
Product: sialidase 4
Exons: 3
Coding region: 334-1701 (455 amino acids)
Biological process (GO): ganglioside catabolic process; oligosaccharide catabolic process
Cellular component (GO): lysosome; membrane; cytoplasm
Molecular function (GO): exo-alpha-sialidase activity
Source: RefSeq, a predicted model, not a curated record